AUGUAUAUGCGUUGUCUCUUAUUUUUAGUUUUAUUAGUAACAUGUGUGGUUUGAUCUGAUAUAGAGGACCUGAUUAUUUGCCUGCGGUUAAUACGGCCCAAAAAAUGGGCUGUAAAAUGUGGAAUUCUCCGUUGGGUUAAACAGUGUUUCACUAGGCCGAUCAAAUAGAUCAUGGCCUUUCUUAUAACCCCUUGGAUCCCUCUGCUGUGGCUUAUUGCCUCAAGUACUGGUAGAUAUUCUGCAGGUCUAUUUUUAUUCCCAUCUUUGGGUCAAACUAUUGAUCUUCUGGGUGCCUUGGGUUUGUACAAUAAUUCUUGGGUUGGAGUGACACUAACUGAAGGUGCAUCUCCGCGGAUUAGACCGGCCUAUUUAUUGCAAGGGGACUACAGGGACUUAAAAUUACCAUCUGAAACAUUUCAAGAGGUCUCAGAUCUUCUAAGAAUGAAUCCUGAGUUUACCAUUUCGGCGCGGCUAAGACAAGAACCGGGUAAUAUCGGAACAAUAAUUUCCUUUGCACAUGGAUCGAAUAGAUACUUGGAACUGCAAUCUAGUGGUAGAAAAAACGAAAUUAGAUUUCAUUACACUUCAAGAUUAGAUUCAAAAGUUUAUAUAGAAACCUUCCAUUACAAAUUGGCAGAUAAUAAAUGGCACGAAGUGGCAGUUUCAGUUAGUGGUUCCCAAGUAGAAUUGCUGGUUGAUUGUGAAUCUCUUUUCAAAAGACUCCUGAAGCCUGGUGUGCCGAACAGAAACUUUUCACAACCUGUACAACUCUGGCUUGGGCAACGGAAUAUCCAUUACUACUAUAAGGGUGCAAUGCAAGAGGUUCAAUUAAUAGGAGGACCUCAUGGAUACCUCUCUUCAUGUCCGCACCUGGAUUCAACAUGUCCCACAUGUGGUCAGUUCUUUUUGUUGCAGACUGCCGUCCAAGAGUUAACGAGACAUAUUCAGGAACUUUCUAAAAGGUUAGAGGCAACGGAAAGGCGAAUCAGUAAAAUCGAAGAAUGUGAUUGUCAGAAAUCAUGCCGUGUCAACGGAACGAUAAAUGCAGAUGGUGCAACAUGGCAAAAUGGUUGUCAAUUGUGUGCAUGCAUGCAUGGGGAAGUUGAAUGUCGUCCUGUGGAAUGUCCCGAUGUACCAUGCAAACAUCCUGUUACUAAAAGUGGUGAAUGUUGCCAAAGCUGCCUAAGACAUUGUUUAUUUUAUGGUCAGUUUUAUGACCAUGGUGAGUUAGUGACGAUAAAGAAGUGUGUGGAGUGUCAGUGUCACGAUGGCAGUAUGAAGUGUAGUAGAACUAAUCCAGAAACAAAUUGUCCUAAAUUAGCAUGUCCACUAGAUCAGCAGUUCAGUGUUCCUGAUCAUUGCUGCAAAUUUUGCCCAGAUAUCGAUGAAUGCCAGGAAGAGGGUGGUUUGGAAGGACAUCAUUGUCAUCAAAAUACAAUAUGUGUAAACACUUUUGGUUCCUAUAUUUGUGAAUGUUUACCAGGUUAUAGAAGAAUAGACAAAUACAACUGUGCUGAAUUAGAUGAAUGUAGUUCAGGAGAGCAUAACUGUGAUAUUAAUGCGGAAUGCAUAAAUACCCAAGGUAGUUACCAUUGUGGAUGUAAAGAAGGGUACAGCGGAAAUGGACACUCUUGUCAUCCUAUAUGUAAACAAAAUUGUUUGAAUGGAGGUAUAUGCAGAAGUCCUGGAAAAUGCGCCUGUCCUAAUGGUUAUACAGGACCAAGUUGUGAAAGAGACUUAGACGAAUGUUCUACGAAUUCUCAUAGGUGUGCAAAUGCCUCUAUAUGUGUAAAUAUGAUAGGUUGGUACUAUUGCCAAUGCAAACAAGGGUAUGAAAAUCCUUAUAUAGACAAUAAAUUAGGAACUAAAUGCAUAGAUGUUAAUGAAUGUGACAGUGAUCUUCACACGUGUCAUCCCUCAGCUCAGUGUAUAAAUAUUGAUGGGAGCUUUAAAUGUGAAUGCCCAAAGGCCAAAUCAAACUGUAAGUUAAGCUGCGUAUUUGAAGAAAAAGAAAUACCACACGGACUUUCAACUUCUCCUAAAAAAGAUCCUUGUCAAAUAUGUACCUGUAAUAAAGGAGUGAUGACAUGCGAAAGUCCUAGGUGCAACUGUAGUGUACCGAACAGCGAUCAAAAUCCAUGUUGUCCACAGUGUAAUAAAAAACAUGCUUGUCAGCAUCAGGAACUCUCUGGUGUUAUUCUACACCACGGAGAGCAAUGGUCUUAUCAGUGUCAGACGUGUGAAUGCCUCUAUGGAGAAGUGGAUUGUUGGGAAAUGAAGUGUCCACCUUUAUUAUGCGAGAACCCAGUUAGAAAUUCUGUGGACUGUUGCCCACACUGCAACGAUCCUUGCUCGAUUGGGAAUUCUUCAGCCUUAGGACAAACUUGUACAUUUGCAGGUCAAAUAUAUUCAUCCAGCUCUCAAUUUGUCGACCCGAAUGAUGCCUGUACGGCUUGUAACUGUAAGGUGCCGUACUGCGCAGAAUUGGACGGAGUGCUUUGCUGUAGUUAUAGUUACCAUUGCGGUAACGAUACAGAUCCAGUUGGAUUCGAUGGAAUGGUGGCCUCUACUGCAUCUGGAGAUGGAUAUAUUAGUGGCUUUUCCGGUAAUAAUACAAAAACGACCUUUGAUGUUACUGAACAAUAUAAUAGUGCUCUGCAAAUGGGUAGUUACAGUAAUGAGUUCGUCUAUAUCAGUGACUCGUCUAGGGAUAACAAGACUGAAAAAUCAUCAACGAAAGGACCAUCAAGAGGAUGAUAUUUUACAGUUUCGGACUAAGCUUACAUUCCUCGGCACUUGUGAUUCCUUGGUGCAAUAGUAUUUGUGUUAUUUGGCUAAUUCUGUCUUCCUAGUUACGUAGCAGGGAUUUAAUAUACUGCAAUAGCAUCAGCAAAUUACAGUAUAGAAAUAGCCUCUCAAAAAAUUCUUCAUUAGAAUUGGUUGAACAUAAAGGAAAUAAUUCAAUUUUUAAUAAGAACUCUACAAAACAAGAAGAGAAGCAAAUAAGAAGUACAUACUUAAUUUUCUAAACCCUGGACAACUGUUCAAUAUUAUUACAUAUAUUUCAGGUCAGUAGUAAGUGAAUAUAUGAUACUGAAUUCUUAUUCUGGACAUCAGCACCAUACAUGUCUUAUAUAUAGUAAGCUAAGGGAACUGUGAAGAUGUAGGAAGACACAAAGAACCAAAAUCAAAUUUAACACAAAUUAAGAAGAAAUUGUAAAUUAAAGAAUUUGACAGGAUGUAU
Molecule: messenger RNA, 3244 nt
Organism: Anoplophora glabripennis (Asian longhorned beetle)
Lineage: Eukaryota; Metazoa; Arthropoda; Insecta; Coleoptera; Cerambycidae
Product: protein kinase C-binding protein NELL2-like
Exons: 14
Coding region: 172-2757 (861 amino acids)
Molecular function (GO): calcium ion binding; protein binding
Source: RefSeq, a predicted model, not a curated record